This is a messenger RNA of Rubroshorea leprosula, 864 nucleotides long. The record is from the annotation of a GenBank genome assembly. NCBI's taxonomy places the organism in Eukaryota, Viridiplantae, Streptophyta, Magnoliopsida, Malvales, Dipterocarpaceae.
AAUACUAAAAAAAAUAAUGCUACAAAAAACAGGGUUUGCUGUAUCGAAGGGGACUCAGUAGAACAGAAGGGGUCCUCGUCUUCUCCGAUUUUGCAACAUAUUAUCACACAUAGUGGAAGUUAUGGCUGGGCGUAGUGAUUCAGGUUCAUCUGAGAAGAAAUCAAGUGAGGCCACGAAUGAUGUACCAACCUUUAGUGCAGAGAAUCUGCAAAGUAACAUGAAAAUUAUCUAUUACAGCCGAACAUUCAUGUCCAUCAUUGGUGGGGUUGUUGCUGGAAUUUUAGGGUUCACAGGCUUGACCGGGUUUAUCUUCUAUUUUCUUGUCAUGGCAAUUACUUCAGUUGGGCUCAUAGCCAAAGCAAAGUUUUCAGUUAAUUCAUACUUCGAUAGCUGGAAUAGGAUAUUACUCGAUGGAUUUAUGGGUGGUCUCAUGUCAUUCGUGCUGUUCUGGACAUUUGCUUAUGACAUUGUGCAUAUAUUCUGAGGAAGAUCUGCCGCCACCUGCUUGGAAGAAAGGCCAAAUUGCUGCUGCUGCUUCUCAUGGCCAACGUUAUCCUGACAUUUGCAAACUGAUUUAACAGUGUGUACCAAACUUAUGUUAUUGUGAUUUGUGAGGUUCCUUUCAAAAUUUUGGUACAUUCCCUUUAUUCCUUGGAUACCAUUCUUGAUGCUAUAGAACAUCACCACUUGAAUGUACUGAUCCUAAAUUUAAAUCGAACUGAGGGAAUGAGAUCAAAUCUUGAUCUAGCUAUCGGCAAGCCUUAUUUUUCUUGUGUGCUUCAGAAUUUGCAGUUCGCCCAAAACUUUGAUCAUGUGCAUGUAGUAUUAUAGUUGUAUGCAAGUGAAUUAAUGCAAAUAUCAGUU